Molecule: messenger RNA, 599 nt
Organism: Haliotis rufescens (red abalone)
Lineage: Eukaryota; Metazoa; Mollusca; Gastropoda; Lepetellida; Haliotidae
Product: transmembrane protein 35B-like
Exons: 3
Coding region: 79-495 (138 amino acids)
Source: RefSeq, a predicted model, not a curated record
AACUGAACAACACGACAGCGCGUGACCGUGAAAUACGACACUGCCGACAUUGAUCACGCAAGUGCUCUGUAAACAGCAAUGCCGGGGACCGCUGCCUGUCGCGUGACGUCGGGCCUCCUGUCUACCCUCUAUGUGCUUGCUGGAACCAUGAAGAUGUACCCUUUCAUAGGGAGCGUCCAUCAAGAACUGAGACGAGGGUUCGCCAAGUUUGCCACAGUGUUUCCUGGCAAUAUGAUUGGACUGCGUGUUGACCCCGUGACCUACAUGUACGGUGUCGGUGUUAUGGAAGUCGGCCUCGGUCUGGGUAUGAUGUUAGGGCCACGGAAGGUCAAGGUCAUAAGCAUUGGAAGCUUGAUGGUGAUCAUGGUGGGAGCGGCGUUUUCAGAGUUCAGUAUUGGGAUGUAUACUAAAAGCCUGUUCCCGACAGGUUUGUGUUUCGCUCUCGGCUAUGUCCUCAACAGCUGCUGGAUAGAUGAACAGAAGAAGAAGCGGUGAAACUAACGACAUUUUCAAACUUUACAUCAUGUUAAUAUUAUGAUCGUUUAGAAAGUAUAAAACGGAAAUGCUGUACUAUGAGCUGUGUUUCACACGUGAAAGGU